AUGGCUGCCGUAGCGACGAACCUCAAGGCGACACCGUGGUAUCGCCGUCUGCUCGGUCCCGAACUCAUCCAAUGUUACUCGGCCUGCGACAGCGAAAUGAAGGUCGUGCCAGUUGAGUCCGUUCUCGGAAAUCCCGAUUCGAACCUGGAGAUCGUGGGGCUGUAUUUCACCCCGAUUUUCGCCAUGGAUGAAGGCAACGUCAUGGCCAAGCUGCUGGAUUUGUACCGGCGCGUGAACGAAGGCGGCGGCGUCCCCAGGGAAGGCCAGGCAGGGGGCGGCGGGAGACUUGAGAUCGUCCAAAUUGUGCUCCAGACGAAUGUGGACUGCGUUGUCACCCUUACAGAUGUUGAGGAAACUUUCAGGAAAUUAGUGAAGGAUGUCCCUUGGUUUGCAGUUCCCUACAGAGAUUUUCAGAGGAAGGUGAGUCAACAUAAACAAAACUUUUCAUUGAUCUGA
Molecule: messenger RNA, 456 nt
Organism: Gryllus bimaculatus (two-spotted cricket)
Lineage: Eukaryota; Metazoa; Arthropoda; Insecta; Orthoptera; Gryllidae
Source: the annotation of a GenBank genome assembly